GACGCCAACAGGGAAAGGAUAAGGAAACGAGAGAGCACCACACAUUGCUACACACAGCUGACAGUUUCUCCUCCUCAAGCCGUUGAUUUUUCUACAUCAAUUAAUUAAUUUAUAUAUCACUUAUAUUAAUAUAUAUACAACCACCUCCGCCGCCGCUUCUGGAACGCAUCCUUCGCUUCUACUCAUGACUUCCUCGGGCGGUAGCGUAGGGAGAUACAUGGCUUACUCGCCCUCGCCUUCCGCUCAUCACUCUCCUCACCUCUCUGGCCUCCGCUCCGCCGCCGCUGCCGCCGCUUCCUCAGCCGCGUUCCUUGACCAAGAGAAAUAUCUCUCAGAGUUACUGGCGGAGCGUCACAAGCUCAGUCCAUUUAUGCCAGUACUCCCUCAUACCUAUAGACUGUUGAACCAUGAAAUUUUGCGUGUAACUACACUGUUGGGGAAUGCAUCAGUUUUAGGUCAAAGUGGGCUUGAACAAGCUAGCCCCCUGGCUUCUGGAGGAAUAUUUUCAAAUGGAGGAGCCGAUAUGAACGGAUGGUCAUCACGGUUUCAAUCAGAAAUGUCAAGUCUAGUACAGCCCUCUUUGGCACAGAAUUGGCUGGGUUCUCAAGGUAGCUCUUCUGGUCUUACUGUUAAGAGAACAAUCAGAGUGGAUAUUCCUGUCAACAACUAUCCUAAUUACAACUUUGUCGGCCGCCUCCUUGGUCCUAGGGGCAACUCUCUUAAGCGUGUGGAAGCAAAUACAGAGUGCCGUGUCCUGAUAAGAGGGCGGGGCAGUAUUAAGGAUCCAGCUAGGGAAGAACUAAUGAGAGGAAAAUCUGGGUAUGAACAUCUGAAUGAACCUCUUCAUAUCCUAGUUGAGGCGGAAUUACCUGUUGAAAUAGUUGAUGCUCGCCUAAUGCAAGCACGUGAGAUACUUGAAGAUUUGCUCAAGCCUGUGGAUGAAUCCCAGGAUUUCUAUAAGAAACAACAGCUGCGAGAGCUAGCAAUGCUGAAUGGUACGCUUCGCGAGGAAGGUUCUCACAUGUCCGGUUCUGUAUCCCCCUUCCACAACAGCCUUGGAAUGAAGCGAGCAAAGACUAGGGGGUAAAGGGCCCCUCCUUGUGGGCUAAUGAAGCUUGUGUCCUAGUGUCUGCCACAAACAGCAGUCUCCCCGACAUUGCAGGUAUUGCUAUGUCUCCGAAUGCCUCCAACUGCCGUCGGGGCACUGGCACUGUUGUGUGCCAGUUCAGUUCUAACUUGUUUCAUAUAUGCAGUGUGUUUAUGUUGUGUGUUGGGAGAGGUUAAAUGCUAGUAUAACACAGUGAGGAAUGGGUGUGAGUUCAUUCUGGGGGUUCGUACUUUUGCAUUUGCAUGUUGAUUCAGGCAGAUAGCUCUCUGCUAAACUGUCGGGUGUAUUAUUAGGUCAUAUUAUUCUAAUUAAACUUUUUGAUGACAGUUUUGAUUAGUAUAUGCGAGGAAGUUAAGGUAUGGUUUGUAUGCAGCAAGGUGAGGUGAUUUUAUUUUACCCAUGCAAAAUGUUGUAUGGGUUGGAGUGUUUUUUUUGUAUUAUCAAAUUGUAGAUGGCAUAUUUAGAUAUUAUUAUUUGAAAAUGAAGAUUGGAUUGCGUUUCGAUUAUGAGUGCGUUCCUGUUGCCUAUCAUUAGUUUUUAUACAUUAGCCAUUAGGAGGAGCAGAGCAGAGCAGGGAAUGUGUUAUUUUGUAUAAUUAUUGAAAUUUUGCCCCCAUCCCCAUG
Messenger RNA from Durio zibethinus, 1731 nucleotides. RefSeq names its product KH domain-containing protein At5g56140-like. Gene Ontology annotation, biological process: regulation of mRNA splicing, via spliceosome. Lineage: Eukaryota; Viridiplantae; Streptophyta; Magnoliopsida; Malvales; Malvaceae. Gene Ontology annotation, molecular function: mRNA binding. Gene Ontology annotation, cellular component: nucleus. The record is from RefSeq and is a predicted model, not a curated record.